AUUGUCAUUUAUUAUUAAAAACACAAAAAUGGAUGAAGCUGUUUAUCUAAAAUACGAUGGGAAAAAUAUUGAUAUCAAACAAGAAAAACAGGACAACGCCGACAGUUACAAGUAUGAAUUCGAUUCCGGAAGCCAAGACAGCAGUAAGAGCGGUAGCGGAGGUUACCAGCGAUGGGCACCUAAUUUGAAUGGAAUCAGAAAAAGUGCAUUUACGCCGUACAAAUCCGUUCAGUGCACUGCAUUGACUAAUUUGCAGCGAGGCAAUACGCAGGCGCGGGUGACGGAGGUGCCCCAGGCGGACAGCAGCUUCCACACGAAGGCCGGGCGCGGCGAGAUCACGCGCGAGGACGUGAAGCUGGAGCCGUACGUGGACAUCACGGACGAGCACGGGCUCACGGCGCUGCACUGGGCCGCGAGCUACGGCCAGCUCAACAGCUGUCAAGACCUAGUUUGGAGCGGAGCCAAUGUUAACAUGCGAGGGCCCGAAGGGGAGACAGCACUACACCUGGCUGCUGCGGGGGGACACCAUGAAAUCGCCAAGUUUCUCUUGAAUGAGGGCGCAGAUGCUGAUGUUCAAGAUGAUUCCGGCUCCACCGCCCUGAUGUACGCCGCCGCGGCCGACUUCCCCUACACCUGCAACGAGCUGCUCAUCCGCGGCGCCGACCUCACGCUCACCAACGACUACGACCAGGACGCCUACACACUCAGCACCACUAACAAUAGUAAACUGGCUCAAACUGUGAUAGAAAACUUUUUAAUUGGUUGUCUCAGCAAGAUGUGAAGAUAGACCAGACCAAGUUAUGUUGGAAUAUCCACACAAUUCAUUUGCUUUAACAGUUGAAUGAAGAAAUACAGGGAUUUAGUUUGUAACAUAAAUAAUGUAUCUAUUUACUUCAUUAUAUAUACAGAUCAUGUUUUAUGAAAUAAAAGAUUUUGAAUUA
Molecule: messenger RNA, 941 nt
Organism: Leguminivora glycinivorella
Lineage: Eukaryota; Metazoa; Arthropoda; Insecta; Lepidoptera; Tortricidae
Product: DNA-binding protein RFXANK
Exons: 5
Coding region: 29-781 (250 amino acids)
Molecular function (GO): protein binding
Source: RefSeq, a predicted model, not a curated record